AUGGUGGCUAUCGGUAUAGAUUUAGGUACAGUGUGUUCGUGUGUGGCUGUUUGGCGUAACAACAGUGUGGAAGUGAUACCAAAUGAGCAAGGAGAUAAAAUAACGUCAUCGUAUGUCGCCUUCACACCAAAGGAACGAUUAAUAGGUGAGCCCGCGAAAAACCAAGCGUCCGUCAAUGCGGCAAAUACGAUUUUUGGCGCGAAACGUCUGAUUGGGCGUCGAUUUGACGAUAUUGGUUUGCAGAUGGACUUGCGCCAUUUCCCUUUCCAUGUUGUUAAUGUUAAUGGUAAGCCAAAAAUUGUGGUGCGCCACAGAAAUGAAAAAAAGUUAUUUUCACCGGAAGAAAUAAGUGCAAUGAUACUUUUCAGGAUGAAGGAGCUUGCUGAAUCGUUCUUAGGUUGUACAGUUGAUAAGGCCGUUGUUACAGUUCCAGCGUAUUUCAACGAUACUCAGCGUCAGGCCACGAGGCUUGCUGGCACUAUUGCAGGUUUAGAAGUUAUACGUAUCAUCAAUGAGCCGACUGCAGCCUCCCUUGCUUUUGGUUUGAGUAAGAAUUUGAAAGGAGAUAGAAAUAUUCUCAUUUAUGAUUUAGGUGGUGGUACUUUCGAUGUGUCGAUAUUGAAUGUUGGGGAUGGUUUGUAUGAAGUAAAAGCAACUGGUGGUAAUUCUAGAUUGGGAGGUGAGGAUUUUGACAACCGUAUAGUGGCUUAUUUUGCAGAGGAUUUUUUCAAACGCUUUGGAAAGGAAGUUAAAAAUACCAAAUCACUGAGGCGACUUAGAUUCGCCGCUGAAAGGGCGAAGAGAGUUUUAACAUCUGCUGAAGAAGCGACUGUAUAUAUCGAGUCACUUAAGGACGGAAUUGAUUACAAGGGUCGUAUCACCCGAGCCUUGUUUGAGCAGAUGUGCUCGGAUUUGUUCAAAGAUACGCUUAAAUCUGUACAAAAAGCGUUGAUGGAUGCUGGUAUGAAAAAAAAUGAUAUACAUGAAGUAAUUUUAGUUGGUGGCAGCACUAGAAUACCAAAGAUUAGAAACAUGCUAAGUGACUUUUUUGGUGGAAAAGAGUUAACGAGUUCUAUCAAUCCCGAUGAAGCUAUAGCUUGUGGCGCAGCCAUACAAGCAGCUAUUUUAACUGGUGACAAAAGCGAAAAACUUCAAGAUUUACUGCUCGUUGAUGUCGUACCACUGUCGUUAGGUAUAGAAACAGUUAGAGGUGUAAUGUUUAAAGUUGUUGAGCGCAAUACUCCCAUACCUUGCCGUAAGGUCAAAGAAAUAACUACUUUAGAAGAUUACCAAACUUCGAUGACUAUCGAAGUAUUUGAAGGAGAGAGAGCUCUUACUAGAGACAAUCGCUUACUAGACGUCUUUGAAUUACAAAAUAUUCCUCCAGUGCCGAGAGGAAUAGCUAAAAUUGAUCUGAUAUUUGAUAUUGAUGUUAAUGGAAUAUUAACGGUUUCUGCUGAAGAUAAGAGUACUGGUAAUAGCAAUAGCAUAACAAUAGAAAAUGUUAAUAGAUUAUCACAACACGAAAUAACUAGAAUGAUAACCGACGCUGAAAAAUUUAGAGAGGAAGAUACUGAAAAUAAAUGCCGUUUAGAAGCUAGGAACCAAUUGGAAACAUACAUAUAUAAUGUGAAGCAAUCUGUUGUUGAAAAUUUGGAAAGAUUGAGUGGAGUGGAAUGUGCGGCCAUGAUUGGAGAAUGUAAGGAAGCCCUCGCGUGGUUGGAUGAGAAUCCGGAGUGCUUAAAAGAAGAGUAUGAAAGAAAAAUGUCUGAACUUCUUAGAGCUUGGUCCUUUAAAAUACAAAAACUAGAUAAUGCAUCUCAUAGAACAAAGAGGCAGAGAAAUAACUCGAAUCAAUAUUCUGAGGCUGCAGAACAGAUGGCUAUUAUAGAACAAGUGGUAGAAGAUCAA
Molecule: messenger RNA, 1911 nt
Organism: Brenthis ino (lesser marbled fritillary)
Lineage: Eukaryota; Metazoa; Arthropoda; Insecta; Lepidoptera; Nymphalidae
Source: the annotation of a GenBank genome assembly